GGCCGACCCCUCCCCUCCGCCCACCGCUGCCGCCGCCGCUGCCGCCGCUGCCUCCGCUGUCGCCGCGGGGAAGGUGUCGCUGUCGCUGGUGCUUGGCAACUCCAAGAUCCUGGCUGGUGCAUUUCCACAUAUUCCGUUGAACCCUCUUAAGAAUUCAGAGAAACUUCCGCGUGACCACUGAAAGAAAAAUCUAAUCUUAAGGCUUACGCACAUUCCUUCCACCACAUCCGAACAAUGUCCUACGUUUUUGUGAAUGAUUCUUCUCAGACUAACGUGCCCCUGCUACAAGCCUGUAUUGAUGGAGACUUUAACUACUCUAAACGGCUUUUGGAAAGUGGCUUUGACCCAAAUAUUCGCGACAGCAGGGGCAGAACAGGCCUUCACCUCGCGGCAGCCCGAGGGAAUGUAGACAUCUGCCAGUUGUUACAUAAAUUUGGUGCUGAUCUUCUGGCCACCGAUUAUCAGGGAAACACAGCUCUUCAUCUCUGCGGCCAUGUGGAUACUAUUCAAUUCUUGGUUUCCAAUGGACUCAAAAUUGAUAUUUGCAAUCAUCAAGGUGCUACACCUUUAGUUUUGGCAAAGCGCAGGGGAGUGAAUAAAGAUGUCAUCCGAUUGCUGGAAUCUUUGGAAGAACAGGAGGUAAAAGGAUUUAACAGAGGAACUCACUCAAAACUGGAGACCAUGCAGACAGCUGAGAGCGAAAGUGCCAUGGAAAGCCAUUCCCUCCUCAAUCCCAACCUGCAGCAAGGCGAAGGGGUCCUGUCCAGCUUCCGAACCACGUGGCAGGAGUUUGUGGAGGAUCUGGGCUUCUGGAGGGUGUUGCUUUUGAUCUUUGUCAUUGCUCUGCUGUCUCUUGGCAUCGCCUACUAUGUGAGUGGGGUGCUGCCCUUCGUGGAAAACCAGCCUGAACUGGUGCAUUAAAGGAGCUCAUGGAAAAGGAGGCAGGUGCCAGUGUCCUGGCUUCCAGUGUUUGUUCUCAGUUUCUCAAAAUCUUCUCUUAGUGCAAGGCAGUGAGGGCUGUACAUUUUGUUCUUUUUGCGUCUUUACACCUUGUAAUCCUUUUAGAAGAAUGACGCGUCUGUUUGAACUAACUGCAUACUCUAGUCCAGUAUAGCACGUCCUAAAGCUACCUCCAAUUCAGCCUGACUUCUGAGGAAAGGCUAUGCAUAGCCUUGUUUGAUAAAAACAUGGACGUGACUAAAGAAUCAAGAUAGAGGACAAGACUAAGAAAUCCUUGCUGUAGAAACCUUACCCUAACAUAGGAGCAACUGAAGUGAAGUGUUCAAAGCUUGUCUUGCAUGAUUAGUUUUGGCUGGUAGUUUUGUUUUGUUUUGGUUAUUUUUACCAGAGCGACUUUUCUGUUUUGGUUUACUUUCUCUGGGAAAUAAUGGGAGGGAGGGGGAUAAAACAUUCAGCUUAAAACUUGAAGUGCUUUUUCAAAUCUUGUAGAGCAAAUCAGUAUUGGAAUCUGUUUGAUUUGUUUUAAUAUUUUCAAGUCUAAUCACAGACGAAAAAGAACUUUUCGAAAAUGAGCUCAAAAAAUGAUUGAUUUGGUGUUCCUAUUGUGGCUCAGUGGGUUAAGAAUAUGACUAGUAUCCAUGAGGAUGCAGGUUAAAUCUCUGGCCUUGCUCAGUGGGCUAGGGAUCCAGGGUUGCCACAAGCUGCAGCAUAGAUCAGAGUUGUGGCUCGGAUCCGAUGUUGCUCUGGCUGUGGUGUAGGCCAGCAGCUGCAGCUUGCAUUUGAUACCUCGCCUGGGAACUUCCAUGUGCCACAGGUGCAGCCCUAAAAAGAAGAAAAAAAGAAAAAAGAAAAGAUUGAUCUGAUCUUAUAUUUAUUUGUUUUUAGGAUAAUUUUGAUUUUUUUUUGUAAAAUGCUUUGCUGUUAAUAUCUGUGAAAAAUGAACUUGUUAAUAUCUGUGAAAGAGUGAACUCAUUUUGUUCGCUUCUCAAUUUCCCCUAGUGUUGAUUUCAAAGAUAUCCUGUUUAUCAAAAAUACUGUCAGAACACUUUUUCUACUUAGUAGUUAUUUAGCAGGGGAGAAUAAUUCUGAUGUUCAACUGUCACUGUAAUUCUAUAAGACUAUUAUGGUGAAAAAUGCAGUUCUAUAAGCUAGCUCUGUUGUCACAGUUGUAUUCAUAGUGCAUAAUUUUUCCAUUUUAUGUGCAAUCCUGUUUAGAAUCCCUGUUAGAAUUGUCGUAACAAUCCCAUCCAUGUCAGUAGUUCUCUGAUGUCAAGAAUGGAUGGAAUAUUUCUGAAUUAACGGUUCUGAACACUAUUAUACUAGGUGUCAUAAACUCUUUUAUGAAUGGUAAUAUUAUGUAAAUUAAGGUCUGGCCUUCAAACUAUAUUGCAGCUCUCAGCAGUAUGCUUGAAGUCCUCUUUUGUUAAGGAUUCUGUUAUGUUUAAAUCGUAUUUUUGGGUUUUUAAAAAAGGAUGUGAAGACUUAGUAAUUAUUCUUCGGGAGUAGUCUGAAAAUUGUAGUGAAAGAAUUAAUGAUUUUAUAUUUUACAACACAGUCAUGUAAGCUAUUGCUGGUUGAAUUGUUGCUAGAAUUAGAAAGUAUAAUUUAGGAUAGAAUUUGUGUUUCUGUGAUUCUUUUUGCCUCUUAAUAUUUUCUCUUUUGCAUUUAUAGAUCUAGGAUUGAGGCAUUUUCUUUCUGGUGGCUUGAUCCUGUCUUAAAGAGCUGUUCUGAAACUCCCAGUUACCCAGCUGCCUCAGGAUCAGCUCACAGUGUCUUGCUUUUAGGUUAGAUACAAACAAAAUUAAUCAUACUUGGUGUAAAUACAGCAAAAAAUGGUGGAUGUUAGAAUGGAGAACACUAGAACUCAAAAUUGAGGUAUAUCCCAAUUAAAAGCUUUGGAAUUAGCUUUGCAUUCGUUUGUAACUUUAAACAGAUGUGCAAAUUGGUUAACGUGUAAAUAUAUUGCAUUUUUAAAAGAUUAAUGUUUCCUUUUAAGUGCUGAUUUCUUUGUAUCCUAGUCUCUGCAUUCAGUAUUCAAUAAUACUACCAAUACAAUAAAUGUAUUUAUAAUAUCAUAAUCAUAA
Phacochoerus africanus (Common warthog) is the source of this 3044-nucleotide messenger RNA. RefSeq names its product ankyrin repeat domain 46 (gene ANKRD46). Lineage: Eukaryota; Metazoa; Chordata; Mammalia; Artiodactyla; Suidae. The record is from RefSeq and is a predicted model, not a curated record. The transcript is spliced from 5 exons. The coding region runs from base 235 to 921 and encodes 228 amino acids. Gene Ontology annotation, molecular function: protein binding.